AGUAACUCUGAUUCGUUUCAAACUAUAAAUACACUAUUUAAGUAUGCAGGUCAUCGCCUCGCUCGUCGCGGUCCUCGCUGUUAGCUCGGCCGCCUACGUCCCUCGCAUCAUCACGGCUCCUACCACGAAGGUUGACUACCACUGCUCAACGCUGAUGCUUGGACGCAAAACAGGAGAUCAGAUUCAGAUGCCAAAACGAACUGUUGGAUCACAUGAUUACCUUUAUGUUGCCGAUGGUUGCUUCAAGCAGCAGAAGAAGUGGGUAGGCGAGAACGUGACGGCCUGCGACAGCGUGGGUUCCUGGCCGCCCACCGUCCUGCCGCUCGGCGCCGGCAGCUUCUCCCCCCUUUACAUUAACUGCGCGCAGGAGAACCCCCAUCCGUGCUACGAGCUGAUCAUUGUUCAUGUCACGCUGUAUUGUGAGCCGAAGAGCUUGAAUAGCUUGUAAAUUUCAA
Messenger RNA from Cydia amplana, 455 nucleotides. RefSeq lists its product as uncharacterized. NCBI's taxonomy places the organism in Eukaryota, Metazoa, Arthropoda, Insecta, Lepidoptera, Tortricidae. The record is from RefSeq and is a predicted model, not a curated record. The transcript is spliced from 4 exons. Bases 44 to 448 code for a protein of 134 amino acids.